Messenger RNA from Trifolium pratense (red clover), 825 nucleotides. RefSeq names its product protein SRC2 homolog. NCBI's taxonomy places the organism in Eukaryota, Viridiplantae, Streptophyta, Magnoliopsida, Fabales, Fabaceae. Bases 1 to 825 code for a protein of 274 amino acids. The record is from RefSeq and is a predicted model, not a curated record. Gene Ontology annotation, biological process: defense response. The transcript has a single exon.
AUGGAACCACCACCAUCAUCACCAAGUUUCAUACACAUAAAACUAAUUUCCUGCAAAAACAUAACCGCCUUCAACUUCUUCCAAAAACUAACUCUCUACUCACAAGUCUCAAUUUCAACCACAAACCCCAAAACAAAUCUCACCGAAGACCAAAAACAACGACAAAAAACACCAACCGACAGAGACACCGACGAUGACGGAACAAACCCUGAAUGGAACCAACAAACUCGUUUCGAUUUAUCUUUCCUCUCUCAACAUUCAGAUCCAACUGAAUUCUUCUUAUCAUUUGAGUUUCGACACGAUGGUAUAAUCCUCGGUGACAAGAUCCUCGGAGAAUGUCGUGUUCCGUUAACCGAUCUGAUUCGUGAUGUUGACGGCGUCGAGAGAUUCGUUUGUUACGAGAUCCGUUCCGCUGAAGGGAAACCGAAUGGGAUCUUCAAUUUUUCGUAUAGAUUGGAAGGAAUUCGGAAUGGGAAUGGGAAUGGAAUCUAUUCGUCUCAGAUUCUCGAUGGGAGAAUCUCCGGUUACCCUGUUCUUACGCCGGAGGAUUGUGCUCCGGUGAAAUUUCCAAUAUCGGAAAUUGAGAGACCGUGUUGUUAUCCCACGGUUGGUUAUGUUCAUGAGGGAACGUUUGCGAUGGCGUCUCCGCCGUCUAUUUCAUAUCCAUCGACUGGAGAAUAUAAUUGUUGUUAUCCACCGGUUCAGCCGUCGGUGUAUCCGUAUCCUCCGCCACCUCCGCCUCCUGCGGCGGAGCGGAUUUACCCGCCUAUUGGGCCUGAGGCCCAUUAUUGGCAAUCUGGCCCGUAUUUUGAAAACAGGUGGUAA